AUGCUGAUCAAGGGCAGCCGGGUCAGGGCAGUCAAAGAAGUCCUGAAGCGGAAGAUUGCAACGAUGGACAAGCAGCUACGAGACAACAAGGAGCCCAACUCAUCUACAUUCAAACCACACGAGAUCCGUCAAGCUCCCGACAUGAUCAUCGACACCAAACGCCUGGUUCUGCUGUCCUCGCCUCCUCGUUCACCUCCCCAACCAAAUAAACCCCCUUCAGCCAUCUCCACACACGACGCAGGCCUGUUCAACCGGGUCAUCGCCCGCGAGAUUGUCCACCAUCCUUUCCCCUCCGACCUCUUAGACGCGACGGUGGAGCUUGCUGAACGGGAAAUUAAAAAUGAAUACUGCUUAAGAAGGUGA
This is a messenger RNA of Puccinia triticina, 363 nucleotides long. RefSeq lists its product as uncharacterized. NCBI's taxonomy places the organism in Eukaryota, Fungi, Basidiomycota, Pucciniomycetes, Pucciniales, Pucciniaceae. The record is from RefSeq and is a predicted model, not a curated record. The coding region runs from base 1 to 363 and encodes 120 amino acids. The transcript has 3 exons.